AAUUUUAUAAUAUUAAGGCCAACUUGAUGAAUAUUUUCUAUUAGCUGACUGUUAUCAUUGAUAACAGACGCCAUUAAUCAUCUGAAUUUGUAUAUUUAUCAAGAAUUCAAGAUAUAGUAUUGAUGACAUCUUUACCCGUGGGCCGUGGCCCGUGAGCAGUCAGUCAGUCAGUGCCCGUGCCCGUGAGUCAGUGACAUUGACCAAAAUUGUAGAAUCGCAGAAUCAAGUUCACAAUACCUAUUUUAAUUCAAAAUGUUGAAAAAAAAUAUCAUUUUAAAUAAUCAAAUGCACCGAUAUAUGUCUGAUUUUGUAACCCAAUAUAACGAAAAUCAUAUACCCACCACACCAAUACAAAAAUUAUUAUUAUCAAUCGGUUCUGCAACUGUUUCAUUGUUUGAUCCUCAAAGAGCAGAUAUGAUUGCCACUAUGGGUGAAACUACUGGAACGCAUGCAUUGAAAUAUAUAAGAGAUAAAAUGAUUAAUAAUCCUGAAGGCAACGAAAUAUUACAGUUACAACCACGAAUUAACACGUCUACAGUUGAUCUUGAAAAGCUAAAAUACAUGCCAAAGAAUACUCUCGGAUAUGCUUACUUUAAAUUUUUAGAUGAUAAUAAAGUAACCCCAGACUCCCGAGGAUCAGUACAAUUCAUUGAYGAUAUUCAAUUAGCAUAUGUAAUGCAAAGAUACAGAGAAGUACAUGAUUUAUUUCACACCGUGUUGGGAAUGCCUACAAAUAUGUUAGGAGAAGUAACAGUAAAAUGGAUUGAAGCAUUUCAGACAAAGUUACCUAUGACUCUAACUGGAGGUCUUUUUGGAGCUGUACGACUUAAACCAAAGCAAAGAGAACAGUAUGUAAAACAUUAUUUACCAUGGGCUAUUCAAACAGGACUAAACAGUAAUUUUUUGCUAAAUAUUUAUUUUGAAAAACGAUGGGAACAAUCAAUAGAAGAACUACAAAAAGAAUUAAAUAUAAAACCUUUAGAAAUAAUUGAUUUAAAAUGAAAAUUGUUGCUGURUGGCUGUGCCUUAGUAGUUUUAGUAUCUUGUAUUGUAUUUUUUUUUUUCUAACUUAGUAUAAAUUUAUUCAUUUGACUUAAUCAAUGUUUGGGGCAAAUACAAAUUCUGUAAAAUAAAAUAAAUAUUAAUUUAGUUUAAAGUAAAAAAAAUAAUGUUAUAGGCGCACUGACCAUUAUGUGCUUCAAAUGUUUUAGGCUGGAGUUGGGCCAUAGGAAUUUGUUCUGUUUUUGUGGAUUUUAUGGUAUUAGAAAUAAGUUGAAGUUUAAGAGACUCAUACUUCGACUAAAAUAUAAUUAUAAUUUUAAUUUUACAAUGAACUAAUAUUUUUAUAUUGAUUUCAUAUUCAAUUUGCUUCUUUUAUAUAACAAUGAUUACCUAUCUAUAUAUUAAUAAGAGAUAUUUGAAAUUGAAAUACCUACUCAACUCCUAGGUAUCUAAAAAUUAAAAUUAGUAUUUAAUAUAGUUUUUGAAAAUUUAUAAUCUWUAUCUAUACUACGUGUUCAAUUAGCCGGCAACUAAAUCGUGAAAUGUAAAAUAUAAAUUAUAAUUAAGGUAACCUAACCUAAUCUUAGGAUGUAAAACAAUAUUAUUCUUUAAAAGUACAAUCAUUUUUAUGCUCCUUAGUAAUUGAUGACACUUUAACUAUAUGUGUGACUAUGAUUGCUAUUUUAUGAAUUUGGUAAUUAUUAAAAGUGUAUACAUAUUAAAUCCUAAUGGGUAUAAUAUAAUGUUCUGUUAAUUUUAUUUUAUUAUUACUUGAACUUGAUGUAAUAUUCUACUUUUUUCGAUCAGCUUCUCUUCUAUCUCUUGGGUUUUUCGUCUUUGUAAUUCAGCAUCUUUCAAAGCUGCUAUAAAUGUAAUUGU
Molecule: messenger RNA, 1881 nt
Organism: Diuraphis noxia (Russian wheat aphid)
Lineage: Eukaryota; Metazoa; Arthropoda; Insecta; Hemiptera; Aphididae
Gene: Coq4
Product: Coenzyme Q4
Biological process (GO): ubiquinone biosynthetic process
Cellular component (GO): mitochondrion; mitochondrial inner membrane
Source: RefSeq, a predicted model, not a curated record